AUGACUCGGGGCACCUUGAGCAAAUUGGACAUUUACCCUGGGGCUGAGGACUUUGAUGGUUAUUUCUCCUCUCUGUCAUGGAAACCCAAUAUGGCAGGUUUCUUACAGGAGGCGGAGCGAGGUGUAUUUUGGGAGCUGGUGGGACUAGGGGCCGCUUGUCCUCCAUCUCCCUCCCUCUCUCCCCAUCUUAAACUCUCACAUUUUUCUGGCAGGCGAGCAGCCAGCCUGGAAGGGUUCCUUGGACAGGGAGUUGGGGAUCGCAGCUGCCUUAAGAAGUCCAGCCCCUCGCAGCCUGUUACCAGUCCACUCCCAGGCUUCCCGAGAGCAGCAGCAGCAGCGGCCGUCCGCGGCAGCAUGGGAUUCAGAGCAAGCUAUCUGCUCCUGGGCCUCUUCUCCCUCGUGCACAUCGCCGCCCAGCAGUCAGCGUCCAAAACCGCCAAGGCGGCCAACUCCAAGAAAGAUGUCGUGAGCCCCAAAGUGAUCGAAGAGCUCAGAAGCCAGAUUGACAGCCUCACCCAGGAGGUGGCUUUGCUGAAGGAGCAGCAGGCUCUCCAGACAGUUUGCCUGAAAGGCACCAAGGUCCACCUGAAGUGCUUCCUGGCCUUCCCCGAGGCCAAGACCUACCACGAGGCCAGCGAGGACUGCAUCUCACGGGGCGGCACCCUGAGCACCCCUCAGACCGGCGACGAGAACGAUGGUCUCUACGACUACCUGCGCAAGACCGUCGGCAACGAGGGGGAGAUCUGGCUCGGCAUCAACGACCUGGCCACCGAGGGCAGCUGGGUGGACAUGGCAGGCGGCAAUAUCGGCUACAAGAACUGGGAGACGGAGAUCACCACCCAGCCCGACGGAGGGAAGGUGGAGAAUUGCGCCGCCAUGUCCGGGGUGGCCGUGGGCAAGUGGUUUGACAAGCGCUGCAAAGAUAAGCUGCCUUUCAUCUGCCAGUUCAUGAUCGUGUAAGGCUCUGGGGGGUCGGGGUGGGCGGGGUAGAGGCGACGG
This is a messenger RNA of Tachyglossus aculeatus (Australian echidna), 999 nucleotides long. It is a transcript of the gene CLEC3B, whose product is annotated as C-type lectin domain family 3 member B. Bases 1 to 960 code for a protein of 319 amino acids. The transcript is spliced from 5 exons. Gene Ontology annotation, biological process: bone mineralization; ossification. Lineage: Eukaryota; Metazoa; Chordata; Mammalia; Monotremata; Tachyglossidae. The record is from RefSeq and is a predicted model, not a curated record.